GAAAAAGCUUCGUGAAAAGAAUACAAACAUAUUGAAAUCGUGUCAAUGUACAGUUUAUUAUCACUGCUGAGAUUUAGGCAAAAAGGACUCGCUUCUAGUCGUUAAGCGAUACAGAAUCUCAUCUGUGACUUUUGCGCCGUUUUUUGAUGUUCGUGCUCGCUUCAAGAUGCCGAAAAGAGAGCCGAAGACGAAGGUGAAGAAACAUCAAGUUGAAGAGUUGUCACUGCUGGUAAAUGGUUUGAGCUUUUCAUCGCUGGAUGUCGGAUCCAUCAGGGAUGCAAUUCAGAAACUUGAUGCUCGAUUAGAAGAAAAUACAGCAAGCUUGCAAGAAAGCUGGGGCCAGUUUGUGGAUGUUUGCAGCACAAUUUCUAAUGAAAAAACUCAGGAUCCACCAGAAUGGUUGAGCUCCAAAGAUGCUGUAGAUUUGUUGGCAUCUUCUGAUGUUAUACAGACCAGUUCUUGUCCAUAUGAACCUAUUGCACUCAACUGUUUCUUAAACAAUGUGAUUCAAGCCUUAGAGCGAAAUCCAGGUAAAGAAGAGUCGAUAUUUGAAGAUCUAGUCCAGUUUGCUUCCCAACAAGGCAUUUUAAUGCCAUUUGGUGCACCAGAAAAGAAUGGAGAUGGUGAUGAGACAUCUGAGUUACCUCUGAACACCAUUGUGAUAGAAGAUGAACAAGCCACUGAUGUAUUGUGGGAAGCUAUUAGAAGAAAAAUUCGCAAAGGAAUGUGGACACUUCUAGCAAAUCUACCUCUCUCAAACCAGCACAAUGAACUUAACUGUGAUCAGCAAACUAAAAUUAAACUUUUAGCUGACUUGUGUUUUCUGUACCCAGCUGAAGACAUCUGGAAGGGAUACCAGAAUUAUAGAAAAAAGCUGCUGGAUCAAUACAUUGCGAGCGAAGCUUUGUUAGAGGAAGUAGAAACAGACCUUGCCAUGUCAUCUGAGACACCCAAUGAUGUAAGGAUGUUUGUCAAGUUAUGUAAAGCUUCUGAAAUAAUGAUUUACGAGGAUGCAAUGAUUCUGCAAGAAGGAAUUUUCUCCACAACAGUACCUAGUGUUGAGUUUAUACAUGAGUCAUAUUUAUUAAGAAUAACUGAAGAAUUGCAUUCUGUGUGCCAAGCAGUGUAUAAUAAGGAAAAGGAAGAGCAAGUACUUUUGAAUGAACUAGGACAAGCAUCCAGUCACAGAAGAGGCUCAAAUGUAUCAUUUGGAAGCAGGAGGGGCUCCACUUUAUCAAAUGUGAAAAAGAUUAACUCUAGAGAUAUCCUUUUAGCCUAUAAACAUUGCUUCAUGGCAGUGGUUCAUUUGGAAAGACUUGUCAAUAAAGUAACAAGCCAAAAGGACACAGAAGGAGGAGCAGGAAUUAGAGGUACCAGUCUGCAGAAUGCUUCAAGGUCUCCCUCUAGUCCUGUCCUAAGUCACAGGAAUCCCAGUCGACACAGUUCUAAAAAGAACCCUGAUAUGCCACUUUACGUAGCAGAGGGAAAUUUGCCUUUACCAUUUGGCUCUGGCAGUAGUAGACUUGACUCUCAGCCCCUCAGUAGUGUAUCAGCUCCAAACCCCAACUCUCAGUGGCCAUGGAGAGAGGAGUUCAAGAGUCACAUAUCUAAGUUAUCAAUGGCUCUGAGUGAGAGCAUCAAACACACUUGUGAAAAGGCUCUGGAGGAAGGCAUGCAGAUGUACAAAUCUACUCAAAGAAUUCCUACAGUCAGGCUUAGAGAUGAUUUCAUUGGUGGUAAACAGGACUAUCCCAGGAGGAUUGAUAAGUGUUGUGCAGCCAUUAUGGAUGAAGCUGAUGAAGUUCUACCAUUAGCCAGCAGUCAAGGAGGGAAACUAUUCCACGUUAUCAGAUCAUCUUUUGUGGAUUCUCUUGAAGCAUCUCUGAAGAGUUACCAUACAAGAUUGACACAGCUUCUGUCUGACUUUCCCAAAGUGUGUGAUGUGGAGUGCCUCUUCAUUGUUCUUGGUAGUGCUGUUUUCAUCAGGAACCACCUGGUUCACUAUGAAGAUGUCUUAGGCUCUGAACCAAGACGCCCCUUUCCUUUGUUACACCGACAAUUCAGUGAUCUUGUGGAUAGUGUUAGUGAUCAGAUCAUCAGUUACCACGACAAUGUGAUUUCUAUGGUCAUUCUACAAGAUGCUCGCAGUAAUAACUGGUCAGACUCCAGACCUUUUUUCGAGGAUCAAAGGUGUUCCUUUUCUGUUCAGAUGUGGAACUACCAUCUUCAAGGUUUGCGACAUGACCUUUGGAAUUACUGCCCUCCUGAAAAAGCUCAGGAAAUGUUUACAUCUGUUCUUCACAGUUCUUUAGUUACCAUAGUGACAAGAUACAGCCAUGUUUGUCCUACAAGCAGACGAGUGAAACAGUUUAGAUCAGACAUCACGGCCAUGUUAUUGUCUACAUUAUCUUUUUUGUGGUCGUGUUGCAAGUCAGUUCCAAGUUUGUUAGAUCCCCAGUGUUCUGUGGCUCCAUUUCCAACGAUUCACAGCCUUUGCUCUUGUCUGUUAACCACACUGGCUGUUGUGGGUUCUCCCUUGGAUUCUCUUUGUUCUCAUGUCAUGGGGGAAACAUCAGGAUCCACAGAGACGGCACAGUCCAAAACAGCUUGGUUGUCAUGGAUAUAUCCCGAAGUUUUUAAAAGUCACGAAGGAAGUUUGGCUGCAUUAACAGACAGACAAGCAACAUUUGUGCUUUUUAAACUCAUGGUCAAUCAACCAGGCCCUCAGUGGCCGUUAUUCAUACGAGCACUUCUGAGUAGAAAUGCAAAACUGCCUGUCACAAUUGUGAAGUAUGGAGAACUCAGUAGUCUCAGAACUCCAGUAAACGGCUCACAUAGUGAACUUGUCCAGGCCGCGGGAUCAAGCUUGUUUGAAGAGGAAUCAACGUCAUCAGUUCAGAGUGCAAACAAGUUUAAAGAAGGCGUGGUGUGUUCAUUGUAUCACAUUCUCUUCCAGUGCUCAAACGAAAUGCCAGGGCUAGUCAAUUAUCUCAUGGCAAUCGUCAGCAGGGAGGCUAGCUGGAAACUUUUUGAUGAUGGCUCCUCAGGACUGAAGAUUUCAGAUGCUACGGAGAGCCCUGUUUGGCUUGAGUGUGUGUUUAAAACGUUUGACCCAUAUAUUGUCAGGUUUCUAUAUCCAUCACUGCUCCUGUUGUGUGAGCAGGACAAGAAAGUGACAAAAUCGUACAACUUUACCUCGAUGAGCGCACUUCCUUGCGGUUGCGAGCGAAAGAAGUCGCCAAAGACUAGAGACACGAAAAGUCAGACCGAUGUUCAGUACACCGCUCUUCAGGAUUUGUUAAAUCAGCUGACAAAGCAUUUCUGUGCCAUCCCGAAAAUUAUGUGUCAGUUUUUGAACAAGCUUCAAGAAUCGGUGCAUCAGAAGUCGACUGAUCAAUCAAGCGAGACUGCCGGCAUAACGGUCUUGGCCAGCAUUCUGUAUCGUUGGCUCAUGGAUUUCGACAAAGUUUGUGUGGCCUGUGAGGCCCGACUGAGCCCGGAGACUCAGAGAAGCGUUGCUAUGUUUGCUGAAAUAGUUUGGCAUGUUUUUGUCAAUUUGGGAAGAACAGAAGGAGGUGUACGUAACCCAGCUCUCCCAUCUGAUCUUGAUGCUCUGUUGAUAUCCAAGAGGGACUGGUUGAACCAAAAGGUUGGACAAAUCAAAGCUUACAUAGCAAGCCAGCCGUAUGAAGAAUUUAGUGUGGAGACUGUCUGUGAAUCAUUAGCUGAUAUUCAGUUCACUCACAUGGCGUCAGCACUCCUUGCGGAACCAAAAGGUGCAGCGUGUCUGAAGCAUGCGUAUAAUUUCAUUCAGGCCCAGAAGGACUGGCUGAUGAACUUGGUUCUCGUCCCAGGUCAUUUACUUCCACCUGUACCGUCAAACUCAAUUCCCGGGACCGAACAAAGUGAAAGGUAUAACCCGCUUCGACAGUUUGCUCUGAUUGGUGAGUGCGAUUUCAAUCAAGACAAGAUAGCCUCGUUCCCUUUUGAUUGGAGCACAUUACUUCAGAGUUGUCUUGGGGCAUCCGCGGACAUCGUGAAGCGCCUGGCUUUCAAUAGAAGCGAAAUGCAAGGAGGGGCUUUUCUGGAGGACAGCCAGAGACAGCUUGUAAAUGCGCUUAAGGCACAUUUUGGGAUUACUGUGGAUGGUGGGAAUGAUGAACAAAGUGGUUGAAGAAGGUCCGCCUGUUUAGACAAACUGUAACUUAUGUAUAGUCACUGUUAUAAAUCGUUAAUUUUUUUCUUGAGACUAGCGAGCAUGAAUUCGACUGAUGUUGGUAAAAUUAUUAAUUAAGAGAAAUAUGAAUAAUGUAACCAAGGUUUAUUUGUCUAUUUAUGUAAAAACGGCUUAAACAGAUACAUUGGAAAUACCUACAAUAAGCUGCGGAAUAAACUCAU
This is a messenger RNA of Pocillopora verrucosa, 4398 nucleotides long. RefSeq lists its product as uncharacterized. NCBI's taxonomy places the organism in Eukaryota, Metazoa, Cnidaria, Anthozoa, Scleractinia, Pocilloporidae. The record is from RefSeq and is a predicted model, not a curated record.